AUGGAUCCUGCGGCAAAGUACAGCGUGCACUCCUUUCAAAUCAACAUCGGCGUCGGUGAUGGGGCCAUCCACCUCGUGUGCACCCGUGCCGGAGGCGACAAUGGCACCAAAACGGUUGUCCGGGCUGUCAUGCUCGACGGCGGAGAAGGAGCAAAGAUGCUGGAGGAUAACUACACGUUUAAUCCGAACAUUAGCAGCACAAUCAAAUACAUCGAGGACAACUUCCAGUGUCAGGGUCCAGAACUGGACGGUGGUACCAAUACGGAUCGGCCCCGCCUCCGCUUCCACGCCUUCGUCGUCACUCACUGGGACUCGGAUCACAGCGACGGCAUCAUGUAUUUCUUGAAGAAGGAUGUCGACGACCAGUAUGACACGCGCAAGGACGGAACACCGCAAAUCCAGCCAGGAGAUAUCCGUCUCAAGCGAGCAGUGUACGGCCAGAACAACGUACCAAUGUCCUUCUUCUAUGCCCCGAGCUGGAAAAAGUUCCAGGACCCCGAAACCACAGUAAACGACGGCGACGAGGGCCAAGGCCCCGACCUAGCGUCCACGGCCCGGUUGUCCAUUCGGUUCGGCGAACGGAAAGUGAACCACGUUUCCGCGCCCCUGCUCCUGAUGCACACCUCCAUCACAACUCUCCUAGGCCGCAACUUGUUCAGGCUUGACGCCUACGCGGCGCCAGGCAUUGGACAGCCGGCCCUCGGAAGCCUGAAAUCCAUAGAGCAGCUGACCUUUGUGGUGUCUGCGCAUGACAAGGCAAAGACCUGGCAUCCCCGCUGGGAGCUACUUCACCUCAUAAAUGGUUGGAUAAACUAUAGCAGAUAUGCGACUCCGCCCGCCCCGACUCGCCUCUUCAUCACAAACUACCCAUGUUACAUCUGGGAUAAACUCAACCCGCUCGAAGUCGACGGCUUGGGUGAUUGUGACAUGUCUUUGAGGCAUGUAGAAGAGGUCUUCAAACAGAUUCGAACCUGGCAUACGGAUCUCAAGGCAGCCCGUGCUCUCUCGGACCCUUUGGGCAUGCUGGCCGCCUUACCAGAGCCUACCUUCACCAACGACAUUUUGAAACCAGACUGCGACUGGGAUGCCUCCGAGAAGCGGACCAGGAUCAUUGCUGAAGUUCGAGACAACGUUAUUAGGCAUAUUUGCCCAAGCUUCGGGAGACUCACGAAUGAGAAUGUGAACAUUGAGGCGGUGUGCUAUGAAGUGCUAGGCUUCACCUCGAUGCGAGAGCGAGUGCUGGUCAAGUACUCUGGAGAGCCCCAAGCCAGGUUGGAAUUCACUCUACCGCCUCGCGUACAGGCCGUGUUGCGCCAUCCCCAUCGGUUCCGCUCUUCCACCCCUGCCGGCCGACAUCGCACUACCUCGGAACAACCCCUCCACCGAUUCGUCUCAGCCCUAGCGACCGCACACCUCCGGCUCCACAGAGACCCGGCUCCCGUGCCCGGCGCGAGCAUCCCCUUUGCCGAUGACGACGAAUGGCAAAUGUGGAUGCGCAAAUCCCUCCCUUCUGACGAAGCCCAGAUGAGCUUCACACCCGCCUCAUGGCCGCUGUCUGGGAGCCCUAGUGACACUACCGUGGCUGACUUUACCUGUCGGGCGCCAAUCGGCGGCGGGAGGGUGCUGAUUCUCGACACAAAAGCAGCGCCUGCAGUGCUGGGUGUAAGUCAAGCCGCCAUCAAUAGCAUGUAUUCCCGAGCUAGAGUCAUGGUGUUUGGCGCUCGAAUCGAGAUGGUAGAGGGCGACUCAAGCGCUCAUCGAAGAAGGCCAGGGCGUGCUAGCAUCACUACCGCCAAAAGGUCCAAAUGCCUCGUCUCCCGUGCCCCGAACAAUGAGACCUGGAAACUUGUCGAUCUCGCGAAAUUCAUAGAGCUCGGUGACAACCCCAUCAUCGCGGCCCUCGGUUCUCUAAACCUGGUUCCGGUAACGUCCAUCCCUUCCCCUAGCGAUCCUACCAAGAUGGUUCCUUGCCGCAACGCGCUCUGGUUCGAAGCCGGAGCCGCCCACCUGAGCAACCUCCGUCUCGAGUUCCAGCUGUCGGAAGACUCGCCCCUCAAGACGUUUCAACAGUGGCUGGGUGGCGCCGAGGGCCUGCACGGCUUCUCCGUGGAAAGCGUGUCGGUAGUGGCUCGCAAGGAAUGGCGCAUGUACUACGGGCCCGCCAGCGACACCAUCAAGGGGCAAGGCGAGAUCUCUUUCCGGCUCGCGCCUGGGGCGCGGCUCCUCAAGAUCCGCCUGCAGCACGACAAGCCGGACGAAAACCUGCUCGUUUCGCUCUUCGACUGGAUCACCGAGGCGUUCAAUUUCAGCAGCGCGGACGACUUUGAGGGGAAGAAAUGGAUCGACAUGGCCAGAGAGCGCAAGUUUCUCAGCUCGGUUCGCCCGCGCCUGUUCGAAAUCUCCAUCGCCUGCAAUGAAAACGGUGUACCUACGAGUGUCGACGGGGUCCGUCUAGAGCUGCAGAUUCAAGUCGAUGUCGGCAAAACGUCUGAAAAGGCCGACCGGCCACUCGUAUUCUUCCUCACGCUAGGCUGGGCACGACAGAUGGGCGCGUUCCUGAGGGGCGGCUUUGGUGUCCGCCGCCAGAGCCCAAAGAUUCCUUCUUGCGUGCUUUGCCGUCGAGUCAUGUCCCUGCUCGAGCACCUUAAGAUCGAGUCUCUAUUCCUCAGUUACGUGUACGAAAGUGGCGAUGACGCGGGCGGCAAAGAGUUUGAGUUUAACGGUGUUCUCCUACUCGGCCCCUUGCGCCUGGGCCUAUCCUUUACCCACAGCGACGGAGAGUGGGACUUUGAGGCAACCCUAGGAGUUGACGAUGACGACCUUGGCCAGCAGGGAACCAUUACUCUUGGCGAUCUUCUCCAAGCACUCAUGGGUGGAACCAUCUCCGAGCUCCCCAAGGCCGUGAGCGAAAUCCCAGUAUCCAAGCCUGGAGGGAGCAGCGAGCUUCUCCGCCUCUCAUGCUCCAAGACCGAGGGCCCCGCAGACGCAGAGGGCAAGCCCACCGAAAUGAUUAUACUCGUGGCGUCGGUCUACAUCUCAUCCGUCAGCUUAACUUUUACCCAGUGGCGGGGAACUCACUGGCCGAGCAAUUGCCCUUCGAAGCGUGUCAUCAAGGUCGCCGUGAGCGAUAUCGGCCCCCUAGAUGCGCCGCUUGUCGGCAAGAUCGAGAACUUGCCGCUCCAGGAGGCCGGCAUUACCAAGGCAGAGUUCGAUAUCUUGGCCGAGAUGUCCGAAAACAAUAAAGACAGGCUCUUCUUCAAGCCGGACAAAGCCGAUGCGGACAAGAUUCUCGACACGGAUUUUGUGCUCCUCGCCGCGUCGCACUUCAUGGUCAUUGCAAAGAAUUCCAAGGGCGAGGAGAGGGCCGUUCUCGACUACAUCUUUGCACGACCCAAGCCGCGCUCGAAACCUAAGCCACCGGCAAUCUCCGGUCCCGACAGCGAGGAUGAUUAUUAUAGACGCGAUCCCAAUGAGGAUGUACUAGCGCCCGCUGGGGAUGCGCAGAGUUCAUCGGAAAAGGAGGUGUCCAAAGCGCCGUGGAAAGCCACCAUUGGGCCCCUCAGCAUCGAAAAUAUUGGUCUACAAUUCGACCUCAAGACGCAACGGCUCGGGAUAGUGCUUGAUGCGACCUUCCUCAUGGGCCCCAUCGGACUAGCGCUUCUCGGCUUUGGACUCAGUGCGAAGCUCGGAGGCGAGUCCAAGGCCAAGCCCAAACCUCCAAACACAGUCGGGCAGAAAGGCCUCGGCGAUAGCCUCGCUCUGUCGGAACUCGCUGUUUCCCUAGAGGGCAUGAUUGUCUCUUUCGAUAGGCCACCGGUAACCGUGGCGGGCGGAUUCAUGCAUUCUAAUGUGGAUAACGUCGACUGCUAUGCGGGAGGCUUAAUCAUCGGGUUCAAGCCAUACGCCAUCGAAGCUAUCGGCGUCUACGCCAAAGUGCCCAAGAACCCCCAAGCAGCUUAG
Parascedosporium putredinis is the source of this 3960-nucleotide messenger RNA. Lineage: Eukaryota; Fungi; Ascomycota; Sordariomycetes; Microascales; Microascaceae. The record is from the annotation of a GenBank genome assembly.